Messenger RNA from Betta splendens (Siamese fighting fish), 818 nucleotides. It is a transcript of the gene sprn2, whose product is annotated as shadow of prion protein 2. The transcript has 2 exons. Lineage: Eukaryota; Metazoa; Chordata; Actinopteri; Anabantiformes; Osphronemidae. The coding region runs from base 283 to 741 and encodes 152 amino acids. The record is from RefSeq and is a predicted model, not a curated record.
AUGUGUUUGUUUGUGCAUUUGUUGAAUAAUGGGAGAAACUAUACUGUGAUGUGACACAAGUGUGAAAUUCCACCAUCAGCAAAACUCACUGAACCUGCGCUGCAUCACCGACUCCAUAGCAACCAAUAGAAGAGCAGGGUUUGUUUUUGGGGAGGUGGGAAAGGCCGUGUUGAGUGAAUGUGAUGUGUGAAGGUGACACUGACAACCAACAUGCUGCACUGGUGUAACGUGAAAAGGAUCUGCCGCACCAGCAUCAGUCACAAAGGGUAAAGACCUUCAACCAUGGCGGUCCACAACAAGCUGCUCUCACUGUGUGUUUGCCUGGUGCUCAUGGCGGCACUGGGCCCCGGCACGCGCUACGCGUCCGCUAAGCGAGGCUUCGGCUUCAGGGGUCGAGGAAAAGGUGACAGCAACAAAGCGCCUCCCUCCCAGAGCCAGGGUCUCACCAAGCAGGGCCUGAAGUGGGCAGGAGCGGCAGCAGCCGGGGCCCUGGGGGGCACCGGGUACGGGCUGGGGCUCUUUGGCAGACCCAAGCAUGGACCCAAGAAUCACCACGACCACAAGGCUGCAUCCACGGAGAAAGAUCAAUGGCGUUACUACAAUGACAGCCAAGGAAAUCCCCACCGGUCUCUGUGGAGAGGCUUUGUUAAAGCGGCUGGUCCUGCUCCUCCCACAACUAACAUCUUCCUCACUUUUGGACAUGUGGCUUUUCUUAUAGCAACCUGGAUAAGAGUUAUUUAAUCCAACGUCUGCUCACUGGAACACAUCAAGAAAUCAAAUAAAAGCUCAUUUCAGCAAAUUAUCUGUCCUGUAUUGUU